AGCGAAAAUACGAGCAACUACUGGAGGCAUCCAUAUCACACAAGACGAGAAAAACAAAGUAUUAUUCCUUAAGAAAUUGCAAGAAGCCGCCAAUCAAAAAGAUCCUAUAUAUUCUAAGAAGCCCGAUAAUUAAAAAACCUCACAAUGAAUCACGAUUUAGAACAUACCUCUUUGCAAACUAUGGAGCCAGAUUCUACUAUCAACAAUCUCACAAACCCUGCUGUUAAAAAAGAUCAAAUAUUAGAACGACUUAAUAAGCGCAAUAAAGAACGUCAAAAUUAUCUGGAUGUUAAAUUGGAACAGCGUCACAAGGACUGUCCCGAAUUAGAGGGAGCCGAUUACUUCAAUCAAACGUUUGCGGAUAAAGUACGAGAAAUUGAAUUGAGAAUUAAAAAUGUUACUGAAGCUACAGCCAAAAAAUCAGCGGGCGAUGGACCUACCAUUGAUCUGCAGCGACACUUUGCUGAUAUAACUAUAGAAAUUCAAGAAUUACAAAGAUAUUUAACUAAUUCCACCAUAUUUCUGACGGAAUACAAAAUAAAAUCAUGUCAAGAAAUUGUGCACGAUCUCUUGGCCACCUGCGAAGAGACUAGAGUACGUUUAAUGCCGAAAAAGAAAUUUGGCUUUAGUGGUCGCAAAGUCACACCCAAGCCAGCCUUGAAUCCCAAACUAACUUUAAACGACAAACUAGACUCUUCGGAAAAAUUACAAACUACAGCAUCCAGUGAAAAUGUGGUAAACUGGACUUUGUCUAAUCUGAAAAAUGAAUACAUCUGCUUAAAAGAAGAACAAGUCAAUGGCAAAGAUAUUACCAUAUCCAAUCUAAAGAAUUGUUUUGUGGAGCUGCAGGGACCAGCCGGUUCAGUACAAAUAUCACGUUGUCAAGACUGCACAUUUCUGUGUGGGCCGAUAGCUCGAUCUCUAUUUGCCGAAUACUGCAACAAUUGCGCUCUUAAUGUGGCCUGUCAACAACUAAGAUUUCAUUCAUCUGCUAAAUGUCGUAUUUAUUUGCACGUCACCUGUCGCGCCAUCAUUGAGGACUGUAAGGAAAUAGAAAUAGCUCCCUACAACUAUGAAUAUGCCCACAUUGACGAUGACUUUACGUCGGCCGGCCUCAAUAAAGAACAUAACAACUACACCGAUAUUGCCGAUUUCAACUGGCUGUCGCCAGAUGUUCCUUCGCCCAACUGGCAUUUGAAUAAGGACACUCCUUCGGUCAACUGGCAGGAUGUUAGAAAUGAAUGGAAAAUACGUUACAUAGACAACGCCUCCUUAUAGUCCAGAGAAUGGUGGUUUCAUUUAAUGUGGAUCUUCUUAGCUGUAAUGAUUUUCAUGAUAAUCAUCCCAAACAAACACGCUAUAAGUAAUGAAACUUUGAAUUUCUUAUUUAAAUUAAAAAUCGUCUAUAAGUUUGUGGGUUUUAAAUGGUCGUAUUUAGUGACAUUUAUCAACUCUAAUUUCCAGCAAUUUAAAGAAAAGACUUAAAUUUAAUUUAAACUCUGAUUAAAAAUUGUAUAGACAAAUUAAAACUGCACACAAAAACACAAAAUUAUAAUACCAGUGAUCAAAGUUUCCUUUUCUUUUAACAGUGUUAUGGAUAAAUUACUUACUUGUCUUGUUUAUUAUCAGUGGGAAAUUCAUGAUGAUCACAUCAUUUAUUUAACUCUAAAUCUUAGAUUUUUAGUAAUAUCAAUGUGUAGAAAAAAAACAAAAAAAAAACAAAACGAUUUGAAUUGAAAGUUUGUUUGUCAUUUUAUUAACAAUUGUAACAUUGUAAUCCAGUUUGUACUCAUAAUUAUAAUUAUAAAAAAAGGAUUGAAUAAAUAAUAAUAACUUUCAGAAAAAGA
Molecule: messenger RNA, 1847 nt
Organism: Calliphora vicina (urban bluebottle blowfly)
Lineage: Eukaryota; Metazoa; Arthropoda; Insecta; Diptera; Calliphoridae
Gene: TBCC
Product: Tubulin-binding cofactor C
Exons: 1
Coding region: 145-1278 (377 amino acids)
Biological process (GO): post-chaperonin tubulin folding pathway; tubulin complex assembly
Cellular component (GO): cytoplasm
Molecular function (GO): tubulin binding
Source: RefSeq, a predicted model, not a curated record